GGACUAAGCAUAUUUUGGAUAGGACAAGCGGUGGUGAUUGUGUACACAAAUAUCCAGCAGUGUUUCAAAGUGUCCCGUUUCACCGUAAAAGCGGACAAGUGAAAAAACACGCGAACGGCCUGAGUGAGUUGACACAGUCCGCGGUGAUUGUGACUUUAGGCCUUGUGGACCCAGUCUUCAUCUUGCUACUGUCUUAUUAAAUAAUGGAAGAACCCCAUGUUCACUGCAUUUCCUGCAUUAGCAGACGAUGCAUGGUCAAGCCAGAACCUGGCACUUCCUGUGAUCUCAUCACCUGCCCACUUGUAUGUGGUGCCAUCUUCCACGGCUGCAAGGCUUUCGAACACAAGCUGCUGUGCCCACUGGAAAGGGUACCAUGUCUUAACCACAGCAUAGGAUGCCCUUUUACUCUUGCUCAUGGCCAGAUGGCAGAGCACCUUGAGGUGUGUCCCGCAGGUGUGGUGUGCUGCACUAUGGAGUGGAACAGGUGGCCAGUGAAAGAUGAGGAUUAUCGUUCAUAUGAGAGACUGAGUCAGGAAGCAGACGAGGUGGAGCAGCUUGACAUGGCCCUUGGUCUUCAGGACCAGCGCACCAUGUUAGCAUCACUCAAGCUUGUCUCUCUGGCGCCUACUAGUGGCCCAGAGAAAAAGACUCUGGCAGCAGGACAAAGUGAAAAGCCUGGCAUAGUUUCAGUUAUUCAGGCUCCAUCUGUGCACAAGGAGACAGUUGAGAUGGAGCCUAGUACUGCUGGCUGCUCAAUGGACAAGAUUACCAAUGGGAUAAAUGGCCUGAAUGAAGAACAUUGCAGUGAGCUCUACCAAACCACGGUAGAGACAUCCAAAAGCCUAGCUGCUGCUCUCAACAUCCUGAUUCACCUAAAUUCUUCAGAAACAGACUGUACGACCACUAAUGCAUCAGCUGAACACCCAGAAUGCAAUGGUGAACUGCAAGACACUGGGUUCAUCUUUGACAAAAUAGCCAAUGGGGUCACUGGCCUAAAGGAGGAGUUACAGCCUCAUCAGCACCAAACCCUAAUGGAGAUUGGCAGGAGCUUGGCCUCUGCCCUUGGAACUCUAGGUGAUGCUGUUAAUGGCUCUGAGCCAAUUAGUGUCUCCAAAGUUAAGAAGAUUGGUAAGCACAACCAGUCAGAAACUUUGGAGUUUGCAGAUGUUGAUAUGAAGGACGUUACAUCUGAGGUUGAGCUUGGGGCUGUGGGGGGUAUCGAUGGAGAAACAUCUUCAGAUUUUCUUGUAGAAGGUUGUUGUAAUGAACUUCAUGAUGAGGCAGUGGGUGAGUGUUGUCCAGUUAUGUUAGGGGACAUGGAAAGGCAGGGUUUCUGCAACGGCUCUCAUAGUAUUGCAGAUUGUAAAUGUGAGGCACACCAUCACAUUAUGGAAGCUACACAAGAGCAUCAUCGAUGCCCAGUGUCCCGAGGUUCUUGGGAACUUGUUGGUCCUUUAAUUCCCCACAGACCAGAGUUCAGACAUGGCCAACACUCAUUCUUGAUCCAGGAGACACAAGCACCAUUGCUGCAGCCAACCAUACAUGCUCAGGUUCUGACUGUCCAGAGAGACAGUCCGCUACCUGUCAUGGCAUUAGACUUUGAAGGCAGGGCUUUUGAGAGGAAACUCCAAAACCUUCAGUUGCUGCAAAAUUUUAUGCCACUUCCACUUAAUGGACAGAAGGGGUCAUUCACUAAUGGCAUCCCCUAUAGACAUUCAUGCUGCAAAAUGGAAGACAAAGCCGUGGAUACAUCAGAUUUAAAUCAGGAGCCACAAGACGACCCCAUGGGCUUUAACGAAAUUGACUUUACGGCUGCAGCUCUUCUCUUCUGCCUGGAGGAGUCACCACGAACUAGGAGGAUAUCUGACACAGUCUAUGCAUUUGGUGGGACACGUGUUGACUUCGGCACCCAAACCUUUAGUUUCCCUGCUGCCAUUUUGGCAACAAGUACGAUGGUUGGAGAGGUUGCAUCAGCCUCUGCUUGUGAUAGAGCUGCACCCCGCCUUUCACAACCAAGUCCGUUUUGCACUCUGCGGCUUGAUCUGACACUGGAGCAGCUUGUGCCUCGUCCAAGCUGGGCUCCACGUGAGGGUUCCAUGUUUACCUUUGAGUGUGGUCAGCUUUUCCGCAGAGAGGAGUUCCUCUCGCAUUUCAGAAAUGUUCAUGGAGAUAUCCAUUCUGGACUCAAUGGAUGGAUGGAACACCGUUGCCCAUUAGCGUAUUAUGGCUGUACAUUCUCCCAGCGCAGAUUAUGCCCAUCCACUCAAGGUUCAAAGGUUGUUCAUGACCGCCACCUCAGGUCAUUUGGGGUGCAGCUUGUGUCAAAACAAGUGACGGAACCUAAUUGUGAUCACCUGAGUGGAUUGCCAUUUGAAGUACUUCAACAUGUAGCACGGUUUCUGGAUGGCUUUAGCCUGUGUCAGCUGUCAAUGGUGUCUCGUACAAUGAGGGAUGUGUGUGCCAGCCUGCUGCAGACCCGUGGCAUGGUUGUGGUGCAAUGGGAGAAGAAGCAAUAUUCAGAUGGAAGACAUAGCUGGCAGAUAAAAGACAAGGUUUGGCGUUUUAGUACAGCCUUUAGCCCAGUUAAUAGAUGGGAGUUUGCGAACAUCUAUAGCAUGGCAGACCACCUGAAAUGUUGUCCAUUCAAUGAAGUUCUCCGACAGGUGGAGGCUGUUCCAUUGCCCUGCAUGUGCACAACCAGAGAGCUAACGCGAGACGGCAGAUCACUUCGAUCUGUUCUCAAACCAGUAUGAUAACACAAUGGAAACUUAUUUUAAAACAUAACUAAAACACUACAAUAUCUAACCUCUUCUAUCUAACAUAUACCAUCACUGUGUAAAUAAAAAUGGAAACAAAAUAUUUUUUAAUUGUUAAGAUUAUUUUUGUAUUAAUAUAUCAAAGAUUAGUUUGGUCUGAAAGUGUGUGUGUGUGUGCGUGUGUGUGAUCUGAUGUUUCAUCCACUAAAUAUGUUCUACUGACACACACUCAUGCCUUUGUAUCAAGAUCAAGGCGAGGAUUGGUUUAAUGUAGGGCAAAUUUUGGAGAAACAAAGCUUAAUUUGGUAGGAUUGAAUAAACCUCAAUCUGUUGAAUAGCACUUGAUUUAUUUUUUUGACACCAAGGUAAUUUCUGCAACAUUUUACAGUUAGCAGAUAGUGACUGCAGAUUCCCAUCUGUACAUAUUAGCUCUAUUUUAAAUUUGCAUGAUUUGGUUGAAGUAACUGACCUUUUGGAAUAAACUCUGGAUCAGUAUUGCUCCAGUUCAUCGGGAUUGACUUUGCAAACAGGUUUGCUACACCCUUUUCUUAGAGCAGCUGUCUUGAUUUGGAAUCCAGUUGGAAUUCAAGGUCUCCAUUUUACAAUCCAUGAGCUUGUAUUUAAAAAUUGUAACAGAGCUGUCCUGGUGUAUGAUUCUAUUACCUUGUCAAAGGGUAGGGAUGUUUUUUACAUUAACAACCUAGAUCAGUACUUUAUUAAUGAAAACACUUAAUGUAAGCUCUCCUGUCCAACUGUAAUUAUAAUCAGUAUUAAAUUAGCUAGAAAUGGCACCAGUCACCUUGUGUACAGCACAGGACACUUUGGUUCAGUUUCCAAUACUGUAUCACAAAAUAUCAGUUUGCCAGGUUUGCAUGCCAACCAUAUAUCAACGUUUAGCAUCAAUAGUUGCACUUUAAUGAAAUUCGCAUCUCUGAACGUUACCGUGCUUCCCGUUGAUUAAGAGUCAGGAAACGUUUGGGUAACAUUACAAUUGAAGAGCACAAAAAAGCUCCAUACCACAGACACACAGUAUGUGAUUUGUGACAGUAUAACCUGUCAGCAUAUAAAUGUGUUGUAAGCAAUUUGUUAAGGCAAAUAUUUGAUUGUGCAGUCUGCAAUGUGAACAUAAUUGUGCCUGAAAUUAGUGUUAUGGAUGCUAACAAAUGAGUAGAAUUGCCAAGGAAGGGUUUGUUUUCACCAUUAUCUUUAGUGAGUUUAUGGAAAGCUAUGCACUGUUAAUGUGUUAUGGAGUUGUUUUAGGCUUCUCAACAUGUGUCAGCCAAGUCUAUGUUAUUUAAAUUAAGUUUGUUUUUUUGUAUUCAAACCACACAUUGUGUUACUGAUCUUUGUAUAGCAAGAUUGAAGUCUGUUUUCUGAUUAUUAAUUUGAAUAUAAAGGAACAAACAAAGAAAGAAACUGUCUGUGCAGAACUGUUGCUU
Messenger RNA from Xyrauchen texanus (razorback sucker), 4195 nucleotides. RefSeq names its product F-box only protein 30-like. The coding region runs from base 204 to 2753 and encodes 849 amino acids. The transcript has 3 exons. NCBI's taxonomy places the organism in Eukaryota, Metazoa, Chordata, Actinopteri, Cypriniformes, Catostomidae. Gene Ontology annotation, molecular function: protein binding; ubiquitin protein ligase activity; zinc ion binding. The record is from RefSeq and is a predicted model, not a curated record.